AUGUCUUACUUGACGGCCAACGAUCGUAUUAGGGCCGUGGAGGCGAUAAUAAAUUAUGGAUUCCACAACCCGCAGUUUAUUGCGAAUGCUCUGAAAGCGGCGGGGUCUUCCGGAGCUGCGCAAGGAAAUAAGCGACUUGCGCUUAUUGGUGAUGCUGUCUUGAGACUAGUCUUAUAUGAACUGGGAUAUGAAGAGGAUCGUUCAAUAGGGGACAUGACCUCAGCCCAGAAUACUCGGGCGACCAACGAGAACUUGGCCAGAAUAGGCUUUUCUUUGGGGCUUAGCGCUUUUAUUCAAUUGAGCCCUUCGGCUCAGGGUGUCGUCCCAGAGCGUUUAAUGGCGACUACCAUUGAAGCCAUUAUCGGAGCCGUCUAUCUCGACAGCGGCAGGGAUAUCAUGGUUGUACGGGCUUUGAUACGUUUUAUGCGGAUAUAG
Messenger RNA from Penicillium angulare, 435 nucleotides. RefSeq lists its product as uncharacterized. NCBI's taxonomy places the organism in Eukaryota, Fungi, Ascomycota, Eurotiomycetes, Eurotiales, Aspergillaceae. The transcript is spliced from 2 exons. The coding region runs from base 1 to 435 and encodes 144 amino acids. The record is from RefSeq and is a predicted model, not a curated record. Gene Ontology annotation, molecular function: ribonuclease III activity. Gene Ontology annotation, biological process: RNA processing.